UUCGGAGGAGGAAUCAGGCAGGUUCUAGUAAAACACAUCGGAGCUAUAAAGCUGCUUAGGUGGAAGGUCCAGUGCUCACACCGCUGAAGUCCGGUUCAUUUCGCUUCGGUUUAGAGCACAUCAUGAACAAUGAAAGCGUCCAGCGGGGUGUGUUUGAAUUCAGAGGAUUUGCAGCACAGGAGUGUGUAUAGUGUGUAUAGUGUGUGUGGUGUGGUGAUUUGUUCAGCAGAAGAGGAGCGCAGGAGCACCAGGCCCUGGACAUUAGAACAUCUUGUGUUAUCUUUCAUCACAUCCAGGUGUUGAAACAAAAUGACGGAAAAGACAGCUCCUUGGUGGAGGUCCUUCGUGGGAAAGAGGAGGAAAGCUGCCAGAGAAUCGGCGUCGAUCCUGGAGCAGGACAUGGCAUCUUACGUGGCCACCGAAUCCAACCCACAAGCCGUGUCCAUCUCCAGCGCUCCGGAUCAGAGGAACACCUCAGUGACCAGCUCCCAAGCAGCAGGAGGACAAGCCGUUCUAGCCGAUGACACUUACGACGACUCUGUCAUGCAGCCGACGUUCAGUGAGAGCGCAAACCGCCGCAACCUUCGUGUGUCACGCUCGGGCCGCUUCAAAGAGAAACGGCGGACACGUGUGGGCCUGCCGGACCAGUACGACAACACAGAGAGGGAGGAGCCACCGAGCAAAGGCAACAUGGACUAAACAUGACGUUAAGGCAUGUCACUGCUAGAAAUCCCAGACUCUGGACUGGAUGUAUACUUAGAACCUCAGCCGUGACUGUGAUCAGUGAUCAGCCACAUCAGUGUGUCAUCCCUUCGAGGCUGUGGGAGAGUUUAUUGUGUGGAUGAUUAGCUGGAAAUGUGACAGUAAAACACACCUGAGCAGCUAAAAGUAGUAUGUGACUUAAAAUAAGAUGACUAAUGUGUCAUCUUCAGUAGCUGGACCCAGCCUACAGCCUAGCCAUUUCUUCACUGUGCAUUGGGGGACUCAGGGCUUGAGCUUGUUCCUAAAUGGACAUUAGACCGGUGUAUUUCCCUUCCUUAGACAGACACUAGAGCAGGGGGACACAAGCACAUGUCCUCUUAUAAAAGAAGUUUUAACUUUUUAGUUCACUUUCUUUAUUUUGGGAAUCAAAUUAUUUUAUGAAGGAUUUUAUAUAAUGUUUAUACAUUAAGACUGUUAAACAAUUGCACUCUUAAAAAAAAUGGGGUUUUUGAAGAUUACUAUUUUUGCUGCUUGCAGGAAAAUGAAGUUUAUAUCAGAUGAUAUUUGUUACAUGUAGAUUUGUUUUUAGAAACUACUGACAGACCACAGAGCUUUAAAGAUGAUAGAAACUGGAUGGACGUAGUUAUACCUCUCUACACAUAACUAAUGAAGGAGAUUAUUGAAUAUGAAUCGAGUGAUAUGAGCUGUGAGAUAUGAGCUCUGUGAAUGUGCCAUAGAUCAGAUAUGUCAGGGUUAAAAGGAGGUUAUACAGAGUUCAGAAGGAACGUUUAUAUCUUUAGAUUCACAGUUAAAUAUAGGUUUUAAAAACACUUAAAGAAAAAAAAAAUCUGUUAUUGCGAUUUUUGAAAUGCAUGACAAUGUAAAUAAAAAGAUCUAAAUAAUCAACA
Tachysurus vachellii is the source of this 1610-nucleotide messenger RNA. Its product is annotated as proline-rich protein 15. Lineage: Eukaryota; Metazoa; Chordata; Actinopteri; Siluriformes; Bagridae. The record is from RefSeq and is a predicted model, not a curated record. Bases 310 to 699 code for a protein of 129 amino acids. The transcript has 2 exons.